Molecule: messenger RNA, 998 nt
Organism: Gracilinanus agilis (Agile Gracile Mouse Opossum)
Lineage: Eukaryota; Metazoa; Chordata; Mammalia; Didelphimorphia; Didelphidae
Gene: RP2
Product: RP2 activator of ARL3 GTPase
Exons: 4
Coding region: 13-945 (310 amino acids)
Biological process (GO): post-Golgi vesicle-mediated transport
Cellular component (GO): periciliary membrane compartment; cilium
Molecular function (GO): GTPase activator activity
Source: RefSeq, a predicted model, not a curated record
CCAAAAGACUAUAUGUUUAAUGGCUUGAAGGAUGAAAUAGUAGGUCGCUUACCUGGGAAAGUUGCAGGACAGCAGUUUGUCAUUCAAGACUGUGAAGCCUGCAACAUCUACAUCUUUGAUCACUCUGCUACAAUCACUAUUGAUGACUGUACAAACUGCAGAAUUUUUCUGGGACCUGUAAAAGGCAGUGUAUUUUUCCGGAAUUGCAGAGAUUGCAAGUGCGUAGUAGCUUGCCAGCAGUUUCGUACUCGGGAUUGUAGAAAGCUAGAAGUCUUCUUAUGUUGUGCCACACAACCCAUUAUUGAAUCCUCAACAAGUAUCAAGUUUGGCUGUUUUCAAUUUUAUUAUCCUGAGCUAGCUUUUCAGUUCAAAGAUGCAGGACUAAGCAUCUUUAAUAACACAUGGAGUAACAUCCAUGACUUUACCCCUCUGUCAGGAGAAAACAAUUGGAGUCUCUUACCAGAGGAUGCAGUGAUUCAGGACUAUGUUCCUUUACCUACUCUUGAAGAGCUCAAAGCUGUACGAAUUUCUACUGAUGCCAGUAGAAGCAUUGUUCCAAUAACCCGGGGUCAGAGGCAGAAGAUUAGUGAUGAAUCCUGUUUGGCUGUGUUAUUUGCUGGUGAUUAUACUACUGCAAAUGCCAGGAAAUUAAUUGAUGAGAUGCUUAGCAGAAGUUUUUUGCUGGUUCAGACAAAGGAAGUAUUAAUGAAACCUGAGGAUGCUCAGAGAGUUUUCCAAGAAAGAGCACCUGAUUUCAUUCCUUUACUGGAAAAAGGUCCUGUUAUUGCUUUGGAGUUCAAUGGAGAUGGUGCAGUAGAAGGGUGCCAACUCAUCAUAAAUGACGUAUUCAAUGGGACCAAGAUGUUUGUGUCAGAAAAUAAAGUAGCAGCUUCUGGAGAUGUUGAAAGCUUCUACAACUUUGCUGAUCUGCAAAUGGGGAUGUGAAGUACAGAUGUGGAACCAUUACGCUGACAUGAAGCCCAUAUUUUCAACUUGUU